Molecule: messenger RNA, 1725 nt
Organism: Eruca vesicaria subsp. sativa (arugula)
Lineage: Eukaryota; Viridiplantae; Streptophyta; Magnoliopsida; Brassicales; Brassicaceae
Source: the annotation of a GenBank genome assembly
AUGACUGGAGUAUUUCCCUAUUGGUUUCUGGAGCAACAUCCAAAACUUGAGGUUUUGCUUUUGCAGAACAACUCUUUCACCAUCAUUCAGCUGCCAAGAGUUGUUCACAGUUUGAAAGUUUUGGAUGUAUCAACCCAUGAAUUUGAUGGACAGCUUCCUGAGAAUAUUGGAAAUAUUCUCCCAAACCUAAGCCACUUGAAUCUCUCGGAUAACGUCAUUCAGGGGAAUCUUCCUGCCUCGUUAGGGGAGAUGAGAAGACUCAAGUUCUUGGACAUAUCUCGUAAUAACUUAUCUGGUAGUCUACCAAGAGAAUUUCUUAUGGGUUGUCACUCAUUGCUUAUUCUAAAAAUUUCACACAACAAAUUUACUGGUCAGGUUUUUUCAGAAGAAGCAAAUUUGACUUCGUUGGGAUUUCUUAUGGCUGAUAACAAUUAUUUCUCUGGGAUCUCAGUUGGAUUGCUUCAAUCAGUUACAUUAAGAGUGCUCGAUUUAUCGAAUAACUAUCUACGUGGUGUCCUUCCAAGUUGGUUGGGUGGAUUUAAUUUCACGUAUCUUCUGGUUUCUAAUAAUCUUUUGGAAGGUGAAAUACCAAAAAAUCUCUUUAACAUCUCAAGCAUUACACUUAUGGAUCUGUCUAGGAACAAGCUUUCAGGGAAUUUGCCACCGUAUUUCAAAUGUGAUUUUACGGCUAUGCUGUUCCUUAAUGACAAUGAGUUCAGUGGAUCUAUUCCUAAUACGUUAUUAGAAAAUCUCAGGGCACUCGAUCUGCGAAAUAAUAAUUUAUCUGGGACCAUUCCACGGUUCGUCAACAUGAGCUUCAUCCAAUAUCUUUUAUUGAGGGCUAACAAAUUAACCGGUCAUAUUCCUAAGGAUCUAUGCGGGCUAAGUAGCAUCAAGAUUUUGGAUUUAGCCAACAACAGAUUGAAUGGGCCUAUACCUUCAUGUUUUAACAAUAUACCAUUUGGAAAGAGUGUAGAAAAUAUCAGGGAUGAGUAUAUAUUAGGAUAUGACCUUCAAUGGGACAAUGAAUUGGGAUCUUACUACGGGUCAUGUGUUCUACCACCAGAGUUUGAUCCUCACUACAUUAGCGAUUUGAAGUUCAUAGUUGAAUUUGCCUCAAAGAGUAGGUACGAUUCUUACACCGAAAGAAGUUCCGAAUACAUGUCGGGUUUGGAUUUGUCAAGCAAUGAACUCAGUGGUAAUAUACCAAGAGAGCUGGGAGAUCUUCAGAGAAUGCGUGCUUUGAAUCUGUCUCACAAUUCUUUGUCAGGUCUAAUACCCGGAAGCUUCUCUAAUCUAACAGAUAUAGAGAGCAUUGAUCUUUCAUUUAACAUGUUGCACGGAUCGAUACCUCGGGGUCUAACCAAGUUAGAUUAUAUGGUUGUAUUCAAUGUCUCGUACAACAACUUGUCAGGCUCCAUUCCAAGUGAAGGCAAGUUUCUUACAUUGGAUAAAACCAACUUCAUUGCAAAUCCUCUUCUUUGUGGUUCGGCCCUAAACAAAAGUUGUGAUGAUGAUGAUAACAUUAUCGAUUUUGAGGAAUCCGAUUUUCCAAGCGAAGAUGGCAAGACACCAAUCGAUAUGGAUAUUUUCUACUGGAGCCUAGCAGCCACCUGUGGUGCAACAUGGAUUGCAUUUAUUGUUUUCCUGAGCUUUGAUUCACCUUGCCGCCGAGCAUGGUUUCGUAUGGUUGAUGCUUUUAUCAGUUUUUACAAAUGUGUUUGA